AUGAAUUAUUUUUCACUUUUAUCGAUACUAUUUUUAUUGCAAACUAAGUUAAGAGCUAGUGUGAUAGAAUUUUGGGAAUAUCCUAUAAUAUUAACUUCUACAAAAUGUAAUUAGAGCAACGAAUUUCCUUUUGAAGGUUGCGUCAAUUUUCAUAGGGAAUGCACGGCACUUAUAAGUGGAGGUUGUACUUUUGUGAUGAACGAAUCAAGCCAAGUGUUAUCUUAUGAAAGAGAUUUGCUAGAUUCUGUCAUUAUCGAUUCAUUUGUCUAAUACUAAUAUGAAAUUUCUAGAAAAUCAUAAUUGGUGACCUCAAAUAAAAAUUAUUCAUCUAUUUGUGGGGAUAAUAUACUUUCCGGUGAUGAGGAAUGCGAAGACAAUAAUAAUUUCCCUUUUGAUGGAUGUUUUAAUUGCUAAUUUUAAUGCGAAGAAUAAUGUUUAAAAUGCGUCAAAGGAGUAUGUCUUUAGAAAGAUAUAUAAGUAUACGAUGAUAUCCCCCUUAUUCAACAAAUCAUUACAAAGGCUAGUUUUGAAGUAUCAUAUAAUUCUCACUUAUUCGAAAAAGAUGAAAUUUCAUGUAUAUUUAAAUGUAGAAUUUGCAUUGAGAAUUAAUGUAUUUUAUGUGAGGAUGGUUAUUAUUUGAAUGACGUAACAAGAUUAUGUGAAACAAUUUGUGGAGAUUAUAUUCUUUAAGGACUAGAGGAAUGUGAUGACGGUAAUUAAGAGAAUUAUGAUGGAUGUUCAGAAUGUAAGUUGAUCAAAUAUGAUGAAUGCAAUCAUGAUGAGUACUAGUUUUGCUCGUUCUGCCAUUAUGGAUAAUGCCUAAAGUGCAUAAGCGGUUACGUUUUACAAGAUUCAAUAUGCUAAACAUAAUGUGGAGAUGGAUUAGUAAAUCCUGCUGAGAAUGAAGAAUGUGAUAAUCCUAACGAUAAAGGGUGCAUCAACUGUUAGAUAGUUCCUGGUUAUCUUUGUUAUGGGCCUACUUUUUCUCUUUGUUAAACAUGUGACUAAAAUUGUGUAUAAUGUUCAAGCAAAAAUAAUAAACUGGUUUGUGAAAAAUGCAAGGAGGGAUACUAUUCUGUUGGCAAAAACUGUGAGUUAUGCGAUUCUAAUUGCAUAACUUGUUAGGAAUCUUCGUUUCGUUGUACAUCCUGUUAUAGAAAUGAUUGCGACUUUUGUGAAUCUUAUGCAGGAUUGUACACUGACACAGAAGUUAAGGCCUGCGUAUCCAGAUGUGGUGAUGGGAUAUUAGUUGCUACCUCAGAGCAAUGUGAUGAUGGGAAUGAAGAGGAUGAGGACGGAUGUGAUUCUGCUUGCCACUUAGAAGGAUAAGUUAUUGAUUAUUCAAAUUUUAAGCAAAUCAAAUCUUCUGGGUUUCAUUCAUUUGAUUUUCAGAUGGAGAGUGAAAAUCGAAGGUUCUCUUUAGAUUGUGAAGAUGUUGUGGUUAAAAUUGAUUCUUAUGAUGCUAGUUAAUUCGAAUUUACUACAACAACUAAUUAAGAUAAUUGCAGAAUUCAAUUUAAAUUCUAUCAAUCCAUAUAUAAAUACAAUAAGAUUCAUGUUUAAUUCACCUUUUAAGAAGCUAAGGCAAGGUUGUUAAACCCAUCAGAAAAUAUAAUUUCAUUUGAAAUCGAACCAGAAGAACUAAUCAUCAACAAUGAUAAUCAAUAAAAUUAAGCUGAUUCAAUAUCAUCUGCUCAAUAAUCAUUCGGUUUGAUAUUCUUAAUUUUGAUUCCCAUUUCCAUUAUUACAAACUUAUUCGAUUAUUUAUGGGCAGUUUUAGAAAUUUUAAGUUGGAUUAAUAACUUUUAUUUCUUGAAUGUUCAUUAUCCAUUUAAUGUAGAAGUAUUCUUCUUGAAUUCAGAUUGGACUUCCAUAAUUAACUUUCCAACCUAUCAAGACCUAAAUUAACCUGGUUGCAAUUAUUAUUUCCAAGCCCCCUAAAGAUUUGAGAGCAAAGGCAUUAACCCUUUAUUUUUAAAUAAUGCUUAGAUACCUUUCAUGUUCAUAUUUUCAGCCAUUGCAAUUUAUGUAAUGAUGAAAUCACUUUUUCUAUUAUUGUUUUUUAUAAAAUCAAAAUUGAAUGAAAAAAACAACAUAAAAGAAAAACGCUUUAGUAUAUUUAAUUUGGAAGGUAAAAACCAUAUUGAAAAAUAGAAGACUUAAUUAAAUGGAUUGAAAAUGAAAAAUAAAGAGUAAAAAUUUUUAGAUACUUUGAUAAUCCAAUGCAAUUCAAUUUAAAAAGAGCUUAGAAAAAAAGUAAAAUAAACUAUUUCAUUAUGUCUCCUAGAUAUAACUCUAGCAAUUAUGUUAUAAAUAAAUUAUGCUGAAAACUUAUAUCAUAUCAUAGUUGGCAUUAAUUAGCUGCUCGCAGUGGUUUCUAUUAGUCUUAUUCUAUUCCACUUGCAUUAGUCUUAUAAAACAAUAAAUAUUCACAAAUUAUUAUCAGAGAAUAAAUAGUUCAAAGAAAAGUAUGAAAUAUACUAUGAAAAUGUUAAUACUGAUUCUGCCUUUGGAGCUAAAUACAAGUUUUUUGGAUUGUUAAGAAAAAUAUUCUAUAUAUUCUUUACAGUAUACUUUUAUAAUUAACCACUAUUGCAAACUUUGUUUUGUUUUGUUGCAAGUAAUUUUGGACUUGCUUUGAUUUUAUAUGAGAAUCCUUACAAAACUAAAGCGUAAUUUACAUUUUAAUUUAUCUCGGAUCUCAGCUUAAGUUCAAUAUUGCUUAUAAUUGUACUAUUCGCUUUUAAUGAUUAAACCCAGAUCGAGUAUAUUGAAACCCAUAAAGUAACUUUUGGAUGGAUCAUCAUAGCAUUUGUAAUAUUAACAUUAUUUGUUGAAAUAAGCGUACUAUUUUACUAAUUAGUGAUAUCGUUCUAUUCAAUUUUUAAAUUAUUGAGAGGAUGCAUUCUUAAAUUGUCUAAGAAAAAAGAAGAAACCGAUCCAAGUGUUAUAGAUAAAGAAAGUUAGGAGGAAAAUUAGAAUUCGCAUUAAUAAAAUAGGAGUGAGCCAGUUGGGCUUUAAUUAGAGUUUUAAUAGAAGUAGAUGUCAACUAGCUAAAUAAGCUAAGCUAUUCAAGUUCCCUUAAACAUAUGA
This is a messenger RNA of Paramecium octaurelia, 3093 nucleotides long. Lineage: Eukaryota; Ciliophora; Oligohymenophorea; Peniculida; Parameciidae. The record is from the annotation of a GenBank genome assembly.